AGCAAUAUACAUUUGUUAUUCAUUCUUUAUUCUCUAUUCCUGUCAUCCUUCGACGAGGUUUCGACCUACUCCGACCAUCCUCCAACGAUGUUUCGAUAUGCUCUGACUAUCUUUCAAUGAUGGCCCAAUAUGCUCCAGCCAUCUUCUGGCGAGAUUUCGACCUGGUCCGCCCAUCUUCCGGUGACGUUUUGACUUAG
This is a messenger RNA of Ilex paraguariensis (yerba mate), 197 nucleotides long. The record is from the annotation of a GenBank genome assembly. NCBI's taxonomy places the organism in Eukaryota, Viridiplantae, Streptophyta, Magnoliopsida, Aquifoliales, Aquifoliaceae.